Molecule: messenger RNA, 762 nt
Organism: Rotaria sp. Silwood2
Lineage: Eukaryota; Metazoa; Rotifera; Eurotatoria; Philodinida; Philodinidae
Source: the annotation of a GenBank genome assembly
AUGUUUCGUCUUGUCGCUACACGUAUUAUAUCUACUGGUAGGAUACAAAUAAAAUCUCCAGGAUGUUUAUCUUAUUCAUCUCGUCGUUUUCUACAAAGUUCUGGAUCUCAAUCGAAUGAACACUCUGUCAUCUCGACAACUACAUCAGUUGAUACAAAGAAAAGUGAAUCAUCUAGUCAAAAAAAUAGAUCAUCAUCUUUGCCAAAGAUUUAUACUCGCAAAGGAGAUCGAGGUACAUCAACUCUAUUAAGUUCUGGUCCGAAUCGUUUAUCAAAAGAUUCAUUAAUAUUUGAUGUACUUGGUACGAUUGAUGAACUAUCAUCAACAAUUGGUAUUGUUAUUUCAACUUGUUCUUUACCUGGAAUAUCAGAACAUUUAGAAAACAUUCAAUGUGCUCUAUUUGAAAUUGGUUCAUGUGUAGCUGCUGAAAAUCGUUCACCUCGUUUUGCAUUCAAUAAUGUCGCAUCAAUAAAACAUUUAGAAGAACAAAUUGAUAUAAUGACAAACGAAUUACCGGCAUUACGUCGUUUUAUUUUACCUGGUGGUUCUAGUCAGACAGCAUCGUAUGCUCAUUUUUCAAGAUCGGUCUGUCGUAGAUCUGAACGUUUAUUAACAAAGUGGAUGAAGAAUCAAACUGAAGAACAACAAGAAACAGUCAUGGGAAUUUAUUUAAAUAGACUUAGUGAUUAUUUAUUUACAUUAGGACGAUAUAUAGCAUUUAAAGAAGGACAUAAAGAAAUAUUAUAUCGCAAUAGCAAAUAA